UCUCGCAAGCACGAUGGUAAUGAUUUACAUUCGCUCGAAAACCACCCACGUCGUGGAGAAUGCCGAGGAGCAUACCGUAGGAGACGUCCGCUCCUGUAUCUGCCAGGCCGAAGGGCUGCCCCUGGAGGAGGUGAGGCUGUACGCUGCGGGGACGCUCCUCGACGACGACACCUUCCCUCUCGCCGACCUGACCGUCGACACCAUCGACGUCAACGUUGGCCUCAAGGGAGGGAAGGUCCACGGGUCCCUGUCGCGCGCCGGCAAGGUCAAGGGCCAGACCCCCGUGGUGGAGAAGAAGGAGAAGAAGAAGGGCAAGACCGGCCGCGCCAAGCGCAGGGCGCAGUACGAGCGCCGGCUGUUCCUCGCGAGCGUGAACCCUUCGGGCCGUAGGCGAGGCCCCAAUGCUCAGGGAGACAACAAGACAUAGUGAGCCCUGCGCUAGUGAUCUGCUAGUGACCAUGGCCGCUGUAAGCAGGGAGUCAAUACUUACUGAUUCUCUAAUGUGUAGUGAGAAAGAGCAGGACGCCUGGUUAGUAAUCUGCUAAUGGGAGACUGAUUCCAAGUAAAGGAAGUCAGUGAAGCCAAACGGAUGCUGCGUCGCCACUGCAUGUCACAAACACGGAAGGCAAUCGUUUUGAAGAAGGAACUUUUUCAGUUAAAGAAAAAAAAAAAAAAAAAAAAAAAAAAAAAAAAAAAAAAAAAAAAAAAAAAAAAAAAAAAAAAAA
This is a messenger RNA of Penaeus monodon (black tiger shrimp), 725 nucleotides long. RefSeq lists its product as uncharacterized. Lineage: Eukaryota; Metazoa; Arthropoda; Malacostraca; Decapoda; Penaeidae. Gene Ontology annotation, molecular function: structural constituent of ribosome; protein binding. Gene Ontology annotation, biological process: translation. The record is from RefSeq and is a predicted model, not a curated record. The transcript has a single exon. Gene Ontology annotation, cellular component: cytosolic small ribosomal subunit; ribosome. Bases 14 to 427 code for a protein of 137 amino acids.